Molecule: messenger RNA, 1128 nt
Organism: Lodderomyces pseudojiufengensis
Lineage: Eukaryota; Fungi; Ascomycota; Pichiomycetes; Serinales; Debaryomycetaceae
Exons: 1
Coding region: 1-1128 (375 amino acids)
Biological process (GO): proteolysis
Molecular function (GO): aspartic-type endopeptidase activity
Source: RefSeq, a predicted model, not a curated record
AUGUUGUUAAAUACAAGUUUGUUAACCUUGUUAUUAUUGGCUAUAACAACAGCUAGUCCAAUUGCCAAAAGAAGUCCAAAACAUUUAUCUUUCUCAAUUGAAAAAGAGGAGAAAAAUGAUAAUUCAAAUGUGAAAGGUAAAAGAACAUCAUCAGAAACUUUACCAUUAGAAAAUACUUCAAAUUAUGCAUAUUAUAUUCAUUUUGGAUUAGGAUCAAAUAAAACUCCAAUAAGAGCUCAAAUAGAUUCAGGUAGUUAUUCAUUUUGGGUUCCAGAAAGUACAACAGGAGAUAGUCUUAAUAAAUUUGAUGCUUUUAAAUCAACAACUUUUAAAAAUGAAAGUAAAUCAUAUGCGUACUAUUAUAAUGGAGGAGAUUCAAUUCAAGGAUAUUGGGGAAAUGAUGAUUUAUGGUUAUCAGAUACUAAUAAAUUACCAAAAUAUGAAUUUGGUACAGUUUAUAAAUAUACAAGAUCAACUCCAUUAAUUGGUAUAUCACAAUUAUCUUCAGAAAAUUAUAAUUAUAGUAUUGCAAAUUCAAUGAAAAAUGCUGGAUUAAUUGAUCAUUCUGCAAUUUCAAUAGAUUUAAGUACUUCCUCAAAUAAGAAUGGAAAUUUAUUAUUUGGAGCUAUCGAUAAAGCAAAAUAUGAAGGUAAAAUGGGUAUCUUGAAUACAACAGAUGGUUCAAAAGCAGUAAUUAAUUCAAUAAGUUUUGAAAAUGGUAAAAAUUUUAAUACAAAAACAAAAGUUUUAUUAGAUACUGGUUCAUCAGCUUCUUAUUUUAAAAAAGAUGCACUUGAUCCUAUAUUAAAUGAAAUUUCAGGUGGAAAUUUAAAUUCAAAUUAUGAUUUUGAUUGUUCAUUAAUUAAUCAAAAUAAAAAUUUAACUUUUAAUUUUGAUGGUAUAAGUAUAAAUGUUCCAUAUAGUGAUUUAUUUUAUCCUUAUGGUUCAGUAUGUAAAUCUUAUCUUGUUGUUGGUAGUAGUUCUAUAUUAUGGAGUGAUUGGGCAGUAUUAGGAGAUCAUUUUUUAAGACAUGCUUAUACUGCUUUUAAUUUUGAUACUGAAAAAGUUGGUAUUGCACAAGCUGUUCAUAAUAAUGAUGAAACAGAUUUAAUUGAUUUUUAUUUUUAA